This is a messenger RNA of Misgurnus anguillicaudatus (oriental weatherfish), 2617 nucleotides long. The record is from RefSeq and is a predicted model, not a curated record. Lineage: Eukaryota; Metazoa; Chordata; Actinopteri; Cypriniformes; Cobitidae.
GUCUCCUCCCACUUCCUCUGGGGCUUUAUAAAGCAAACCAGCAGUCUGAGGAUUGUUUUUGUCCCACAGAAAAUCUGGAACAAUGUGGACGGCUGUGAGCAAUUUAGAUGCAUGUACCGUAAGCCUUGCUUUGCUUCUAGGCUUGAUCUCUUUAGUUCUGUAUGAAAUAUUUCGGAUUAAUUUCUCCAGAACCCAAAAUCCACCCGGGCCAACACCUCUGCCUUUUGUGGGAAACUUACCAAGUGUUUGGAAGAAUCCAAUGGAGUUCAUUAAAAUGAUGCCCAAGUAUGGAGAGAUGAGCACUGUGUUUAUAGGAAGGAAGCCAGCAAUAAUGUUGAAUACAAUCCAGAUCACCAAGGAAGCCCUGGUCCAGAAUGCUUUGUCUUUUUCUGGAAGACCACAUGUGCCGAUUCUAGAUUGGGUAACUGAUGGAUAUGGUAUAGUGAUGGCACAGUUUGGUCACUCCUGGAGACAGCAGAGAAGAUUUGCUCUCCACACACUCAGGAAUUUCGGCUUGGGGAAGAAAACUAUGGAGGAGCGUGUGUUAGAAGAAGGACAAUGCCUGAUUGCUGAAAUGUGCAAAGCAAAAGGAGCUGCAUUUGACCCCCAACAUAUGAUACAAAAUGCCGUUUCCAACAUGAUUUGUUCCAUCGUGUUUGGAGAUCGCUUUGAAUACAAUAACAAAAACUUUGCAUACCUUCUAAAAAUCCUCAACGAAAACAUCAUGCUUGCAGGGUCCCUCACUGGACAGAUUUUUAACUUGGUUCCCUUCAUCAAGCACUUCCCCGGGCCUCACCAGAAAAUAUACCAGAAUGCUGAUAAAUUAAAAGGUUUUAUUAGGAAAGCUGUUGAAGAACACAGAAAAACUCUAGACCCGGACAACCCACGAGACUAUAUCGAUGCCUACCUGCUGGAGAUGGAGAAACAAAAGUCAGCCGAGGACUCCACGUUUCAUGAGAAGAAUAUGGUUAUGAGUGUGUGUGAUCUCUUCUUGGCUGGAACCGACACAACGGCGACCACUAUCAGAUGGGGUCUUAUCUAUCUGAGUCAACACCCCGAUGUACAAGAGCGAUGUCAUGAUGAGAUUGUUCAGGUGUUGGGUUAUGAUCGUCUGCCCAGCAUGGAUGACCGUGACAAACUUCCAUACACACACGCCACUGUUCAUGAGAUUCAGCGCUGUGCUAACAUUACACCGCUUGGUGGAGUUCACGAAACCACUCAGCCCUCAAAACUACGAGGAUACGACAUUCCCAAGGGAACUCGGAUAAUGGCAAACUUGGCAGCAAUUUUAAGUGAUAAAGAUCACUGGAAACAUCCAGACACUUUUAAUCCAGAGAAUUUCUUAGAUGAUAAUAAAUGUUUCUGCAAACCAGAGUCUUUUCUGCCUUUCUCCUUGGGUCCAAGGGUUUGUCCUGGUGAGACCUUAGCAAAGACCGAGCUCUUCCUCUUUAUCACUUGCCUUCUACAAAAGCUUCGUUUCUCAUGGCCACCAGGUGCAGAGAGCCCAGAAAUGGAUGGGAUUUUUGGUAUGGUUCGCUCACCGCAGCCGUUCAACAUCAUCUGCUGUAGCAGAGGAGCCAAUGAGUGAGCAACUACACUAUAAUGAAUAAAAAACAUCUUAAGAAAGGCUCCUAAAGUUCUCCUGGAUGUUUUGAGAUGGAAGAGAUUUGAGUAAUGUUGUUAUACGUUGUUUAAGAACUUCUUUAUAAUAACAUUAGACUAGUUAAGAUUACAUUUUGCAUUUAGCAGAUGUUUUUAUCCAAAGCGAUUUGCAGUUUAUUACAAUGUAUAUAUUUUAUCAAUGUGCCAUUGAACUAUAUAAGAUCUCAGAGAUGGAUAAAAAGUGUUAGCAGAUAUUUCAACUAUUUGUUGAACUGUACAUUUUAUUUAGUUGUCAUUGCCAUCCUGUAAUAUCACUGUGAAGUAUUUUUCUCUCAUGAUGUAAUCUCAGGUUAAAGUACCUCAAACAAGCCUGUACGGGGCAACAUUAGUACUGUAAUGGUUUUGAAACAAACUAAUGGGUGGAUGGGUUGUAAGCACGUGUAAAACUGACUGAUGCUGAUGUCAUACUAUUAUGCACAUUAUUAUAAAGUCAGAAAAUGUACACGCACACUAUUAACCAUUUUACUGUAAUGCAGAUCUUUUUUUAUUGUUUUUUAACGUAUACUGAGACCUAUAUUAAUUAUGUAAAUAUUUUAAAUUAUGUUAAUAUAUUAAAUACCUUUGAGUGAAUAUACAGUAUUUGAACCUCAUGAAUCUCAUUUCAUACCAAAAUAGAAUGAAUGUGUUUAUAGAUUUUGUCAUUUUUUUGCAUUCACAAUUUUGUCAUGACAGAUCAGUGCUGGCCUACACAUUGAUUUUUGGGGUCUUACACAUGAUAUUCACCCAUUUGAACAGCACAUGUACUUUCAUUGAUUAUAAAAGCAUCUGGGUUCAUAAAUUACAAUCUGCAUGUAGAGUCCCAUAACCCAGCAGUAAAAUUACUCAGGAAAAACUUGUAUUUUUAAAUAUAUAUAUGCUUUUUUUAUAAGUAAUUAUUAAAACACUAUGAUGUUUAAUAAAUAUGAUACCCGAGUUGCCAAGUAUUCUUUCUAUAUUUCGCUAAAAACCAGCUUUA